UACUCGGUCAGACGUUAUAUGCGACAUAGGUGGCAAAGUGGCAACAACGGCGUCGCCGAGUGCAUCGCAAGAGGUGAGCACACAACGUAUUUCAGCGCUUCCCUGUGCUAAAAGAACUAAAACAUUUCCUGCUAUCAUUAAUACAGUGCGGUUGUGUUCCAUGUUAGAGCCUGCUUCCUACGAGCAUUUAAUCCGACUUUAACUGAGAAAGGCAUUUUUCUUGUAGCGAACAUUUAAAAAAUACGCUGAUGGAGAUAAUUUCAAUCAAUGGCCACGUCAUAAAUUCCACACGCACAUAUUGUUAAAUUUUGUCUCGUAGCUAUUUUCUUUACUUGUGAUGCGCAUGCAGGCACCGACAGAUAACAAUGGUAUUUUGCGCAUUAUUGUUCCUUAAUUUCAGCCUGUAUGAUUAACCAACGCCUUGCACCAUUAAGCCAAACAGCGCGAGUUGCUUAAUGCGCUGUCACAACACGGAUAUACUUAAGCGAUUGGUAAACUGCCGCGUCGCUUUUGAGGCACUUGACUCAUGGACGGACUUCAAAUACGUGAACGUAUACGGGAACGCUGGAAGUGACUUUUACCACCUGACGGUUCUGGAGCGCACCCCUGGCAACACAAGAGAUGUCGAACGUCGCUGACAGAGACACGCAAAGACCAGCGGCAAUUUGUUUUCUUUGUUUUGCAUUGUUGCUGGUAGCUAAGCGCGUCGCAGAAAAGCAGUACUUGCACCGAACACACGCAACGGGUUGCGUCUAUCCAAUGCAACUUAAGCUGCACAAGCAUUGAGACAAGAUAUGCUUUAGCUUUCCUUUAACGAACCGGACGAAAGCGCGUCGUCUGUGCCUGCUUCCAGGUUCCGCGAAAGCCUUUCCCUCACGAAACGUUGCGUGCGCACGGGUUCCUCGCCACACCCGCUCCAUCAUGUUCCUGGAGAGAGCGAAAGAAAGCGAGAGCAACAGUCCAAGGCUCGCGAGAACGGAUGGCCGGACGGUGCCCCCAAUCAGGACCGCUUGCAGCAGCUGUCGUAACGACAUCCCGUCCAAGCGCAGCCGAAAGUCGGGCCGCGACGUCGAGCGGUGGCAGCCCCCGCAGUUGUCGUUCGCUUGCCUUCCUUGCCGCAGUGCAGCCCGCAGCAGAGCAGCGUCUCAGGAAGCGCGCGUGGUGAUAGCACGCGUCCCUCUCCUCCGGACGGCGCUUCCGCGACCGAACGACAGCAGCAGCAGAAGCCAGCACACGUGCACCGCCAAUAGCCACCGUGCAUAAACAAGGCGUGGACCUCAGCAGCCUGAGCGGCGGCGCGACCGGCGGCGGCAGCCGAUAGCAUCGUCCGCUCCCGCCGCCGGCCACCCGCAAGCACGGGUGCACCGCCGUCCUUGAAGCUGGCCCACGCGCCCGGUGAAGCGGCGCGCAGACACGCCGCGGCCGUCGCAACGACGCCUCUUCCCGCUGCCCGGCGACGACGAACUUUCGGAUGGCCUGCCGAUCGGCACUUGCGGUUCUGUGGGUGACAGCGCUGGCGUGCUGCGUCUACUGCUGCGGGGCGACCAGGCCGUCGCCGACGCGACCGCACGGCUUCAAGACGAUGCGCAGCGCGCGAGGACCCCCGCCAGGCGGUCGCACGCCGGCGACCACGGGCCGGCCCGUCGUCUACCCGACGUCCGGAGAGCUGAGGCCACGGCUCGACGCGCACGGCAUGCCGGCCUGCACCGCCCGCGGGCUGGGAGAGAGCGCAUACUGCGUCGAGGACGCCUCUUACCCGACGGAGAUCAUACGGAACGUGCUGCAGAGCCUGAAUGUGGAUCUGAGCGACAAGGAGAUCCUGGCGCGGCAGCCGCUCAACCACGAGGACAGCAUUGACCAGCGCGUGUGCCCGACCAAGCGCAAGACCAUCUAUCCCAAGACCGCGCGCAGCGCCGACCACGAAUGGCUGUACGUGGUCAACGACGUCGAGUACGCCCAGGCCGUCACCAUCGAACUUUGCGCGGACCCGGAGUCGUCGUGCGACUUCGUGUCCAGAGGCCUCCCGCCGGGAUACUCGUCCGCGUGCCGACAGAACUACGCUUACCGCAAGAUGCUCGCCAUGCACCCGACCGAGAAGAAGGCGUACGCCGAAAACUUUCCCUUCCCGUCAUGCUGCGUCUGCUAUGUCAAAUUCCCGCCGCUGGCCGGACGCAGCCUGAAUCCGAGCCGCCGCGGCAAUUGAGAACAACUAUGAACAGUAUUGGACAGGAUGGGCGGGGCCUGUUCACGGCUCUUCCUUCUGCGCUGUUCUAGGCGCGUCAUUGCUUCGAAAUGACAAGCAUGUUGGACUUCGACCUCGUGGCCUCCCGAGCCGGCAUUAUAUGAGGCCGAACGCUCCCUUCCCCCCCUUCCCCAUCUACUAUUGGCCUCACAUAGGCCUUGAGACGCUCUUGCCGAGUACUCCCCGCGACGCAACCUCUCGCAACCUUUUUGUCACUUCUGUUGCACCAAGAUGUUUUCUGCUGCAUCGCUGAAGACCAGGAAGCCACUAUUGCCCGGUAUCCUUGUACGGUAGAGUGGAGCAUGUUCACAUGCCUGGCGCCGCAUCCACGGCACGUCAAUGACAUAUGGACCAAUGUCGUGGACGUGUGGGAAAAGACUCAUAAAGGAGGUGCAGCUUCGGGCGCCCCACUGUCCUUCUGAUUCAGUGUGAGCAUGCAUACUGUAUACACGUGCUUUUCAGGACAAACCUGCACGCCGACACUGUGCGAGAUGCUCCUUCGUAAAAAAAAAAAUUUACGUUGCGAGAGCGUUUUCAUUUGCUACCGACAAUACAUACACUGAACCAUUUGUGACAGCGCAAGUUCCAUGCGCGUUGCCCCGAAUUGCUGCUUGAAGCGCCAUAUCUCUGGGUAUACAAGAACGGCUGCGUUAAGGCGAAUCGCCGUAAUCCUGACCACCGAAGCGCCCCAGAGCUCAGAAGAGGGCGGAAAAACAGUGAGGAAAACUGCAGCCGAAUAAUGAUUUCCUGCUGGAUUCUAGUCCCGGCGCUCAGCUGUGUCUGCAAUCUGUGCUUUCUCUGGCGUAUUCAUCAUCAUGCACAUCUGGAAUCGUCGUCCGCUGUUUCUACGGGCCUUCUAGCGUAUGUGCCUCAUCAGCGAAUCACCACGCUAAUGUUGGAAAUAUUAAGCCAUCUGUACAUGCCCUAUACAACAUCGUAUGCUCAAAUAAAACAAAAGAGGUGUCAUCCUCCUCACACUACACGUA
This is a messenger RNA of Dermacentor andersoni, 3228 nucleotides long. Its product is annotated as neurotrophin 1-like. Gene Ontology annotation, cellular component: extracellular region. Gene Ontology annotation, biological process: central nervous system formation; innate immune response. NCBI's taxonomy places the organism in Eukaryota, Metazoa, Arthropoda, Arachnida, Ixodida, Ixodidae. The record is from RefSeq and is a predicted model, not a curated record. Gene Ontology annotation, molecular function: Toll binding; growth factor activity.